Penaeus chinensis is the source of this 6704-nucleotide messenger RNA. RefSeq names its product syntaxin-binding protein 5-like (gene Tomosyn). The transcript has 18 exons. Gene Ontology annotation, biological process: regulation of protein secretion; regulation of exocytosis. The record is from RefSeq and is a predicted model, not a curated record. Gene Ontology annotation, molecular function: myosin II binding; GTPase activator activity; syntaxin binding. Bases 69 to 4217 code for a protein of 1382 amino acids. Lineage: Eukaryota; Metazoa; Arthropoda; Malacostraca; Decapoda; Penaeidae. Gene Ontology annotation, cellular component: plasma membrane; SNARE complex; cytoplasm.
UCUGCGUGUAUGCCAAAAAGUGUUGAUGCCCAGCACCCUCUCUAAGGACGCCGCCCUCCCCUUUGCAGAUGCUGAUCGGCUUCGAGACGGGACAGCUCGUCAUUUGGGACCUGAAGAACCGAUGCGCUGACGUCCGCUACCAGGCAGCCGAGCCCCUUCGCUCCGUCAGCUGGCACCAUGAGGGCAAGCAGUUCAUGUGCUCGCAUACGGACGGCUCGCUCACCACAUGGGGGAUCAAGCAGACCACACCGAAGCCGGCGUCGACCAUUUUCCCGCAUGCAAAAACAAACAAAGACGGUAAACAAGAACCAUGUAAAGCUAUACAGAAAGUACAGUGGACUUGUAGUAAAAACGGGGAUUCCUUCGUCAUAUUCUCCGGCGGCCUGACCAACGACAGAGCGGGAAGGACUCCGAGUAUAACGGUGAUCCACGGGAAGACGACGACCGUGCUGGAGAUGGAACACAGUGUCGUGGACUUCAUCACUCUGUGCGAGACUCCCUUUGCGAGCGAGUUUGCAGAACCAUACGCCCUCGUCGUGUUGCUGCACAAUGACCUGGUGGUCGUGGACUUACACACCCAGGGCUACCCGUGCUUCGAGAACCCGUACUCCAUGGACCUGCACGAGUCCCCGGUCACGUGCUGCACCUACCUGGCCGACUGCCCCGCUGACCUCGUCCCGGCCUUCUACUGCGUAGGCGCCAGGGGUCAGAAACGCCAGGGCUUCAGCGAGCGAGAGUGGCCCAUCUGCGGCGGCGAGUGGGGGUCGACCUCGUGUAGCUAUGCAGAGAUGAUCAUUACCGGGCACGCGGAUGGAAGCAUUAAGUUUUGGGAUGCAUCAUCUGUUAGUUUACAAGUUCUCUACAAAUUAAAAACUGCAAAGGUUUUUGAAAAGCCAAGAACCAGAAGUAUUGACGGUGAUGAAGAUCCAUUUGCAAUCCAGCACAUAUUCCUGUGUCCAGAGUCGAGGUUGCUUUGUGUUGCAGGAGCCACAGCUCACGUUAUACUCUUCAAAUACUCCAAACAAGAGACUACUGGCGAAGUUCCAUGUCUGGAGAUUCCAAUUGUGUAUGAGGUCUAUGAAUCAGGUGACUGCUCACCCGAGUACGAAUUCCCGCCUCGCCCCACACUCCAGGGAUCAGUGGAUUAUUUUGUACCGAUCCACGUCCGAGGCGGAUCACAGAAGAAGGCCUCUGGGUACCAGGCUGAUCUGGUGUGUCUUACUCCCUGGGUGGAAGGUGAACCACCAGGAUCAAUAACUGCGCUCUCUAUCAACUCGUCGUAUGGACUGCUCUCAUAUGGAAAUGAGAGUGGUCUGGUGAUUGUGGACUACAUAGCCAAGACCUGCAUCUUGAAUAUGGGCACGCCAGAGCUCUAUGGAUCAGCAGAUCCGUACCAGCGCGUUCCUCGCUCUCCAAAACGGAAUGAGUCCAACAAAGAAGAUGAACGAUGCAGGUCACCCUCGUCUGAUCAGGAUGUUAAACACAUGGGAUCCUCCAUUUUUUACCUUCAACAAACUACACAGGAGGAUUUAGAAAUUGACGGCUUAGUGAGGAAAGAAAGCAAGGAGGAUCUGAAGGACCCCAAGAAAGCUGUGAACCGCAGCGAUAGCAAAGGACGUGGAGAUUUGGAGAUCCGCAAAUACCUCCUAAGAAAGGACAGUAAAGGAGUAGAGAAAAUCAAGGAGGAAAAGAAAGAGGGAAUGCUUGAAACAGGGAAGAUGGAGAUCAGGAAGCUGCUUGGAAGGAAGGAGAGUAAAGCCAAGGAUGAGAAAGAUGGGAAGGUGAAGGAGAGCGAAAAAGAUGAUGGAGCAGUUGAUGAUAAUGCUCUGAUGAAGAAAGCUUCCUUUAGUGAGGGGAAGAAAACUGAAGACAAUGGACAAGAGCAGGAACUAGCCACAGCUGAAGAAGUAAACGAUGGAAGUAAAGGGGAGCAGAACCAAGAAUUGAAAAUGGAACAGCCAAAGUCUCGAGCGGUGUCUCCUGGUGGCGAGCUGAGAGUUGAGCAGCCAAAAUCAAGGUCUGUUUCUCCUGGUUUUGAGCUCAAAGCAGAUCAGCCGAAACCAAGGUCUGUCACUCCUGAGCCCCAGUUAAGGAGUGAGGGAGAUGCGAAGGCAGCUAACAAUGACCCAAAGAGGCAGUCUGUUUUCCGUUUGAAGGCCCAGUUCAACAAACUGGAUGCCAAGUUCAGGAAGGCAUUUUCUUCAGAAAAUAAUUCAUCCAUUGACAAUAAUUCCAAGUUUUAUGUUGAUGAUGAUAUUGUCGUUAUUGGACCUGAUGGAGAAAUGAAGGAAAAAGACCUGAAUGAUGUUCUUGAAAUCAAAGAGGAUGAUACAGAAGAGGUAUCUGAAGACCUCAAUAACUGUGUGAAUUUACUGAAUGAGGAUGAAGGUUUGGAUCAGAAUGAUGCAAAACCUACCACACUUGGUGUCAGCCCAAGACAAAGCCCAAGAGAGAGUCCUGGAAUUAGUCCAAAGCCAACUCCAAAACCAAGUCCCAUAGAAGAGACUGAUAUUCUUGAGCAUGAAUUCUCAAAAGAACAGAAAAUGAAGGAAAAUGAAGACCGCAAAUCAUCUCUUGCUUUGUUUGACAAAGAUGGCAACCCAGUUCCUCCCCCAAGGCGUAAAGUGCGACUUGCAGAGGCCAAGCAAAAAAGCAGCAAGCUUUCACAAAGUAUCUGUGAAACAAACAAUGAAGCAGGUACUGUGCAGACUCAGAAUAGUGCUCAGGGUCAAGCAGGGGGAUCUUCCUCAGUAUCUCCCACAGACAAGGAGAAAGAGGAGGGCCUUGUGGAACUCCGCAAACAGAUGCCGAAAAGCCAAGCUGGGGAAGUAACCCCUACCCAGACUCCAAGCCACCUAACACCCACACCAGCACCCACAAGCACUAAUAUAACCAGUCCAAACAGCAAGGGAGCUUUCAAGACAUUUGUCAGCCACAUCACGAAGAUGGGGUCCUCACACACUUAUCAGGACAAGCUAGAUGGCUCUUUUAGUCGAUCUCGUUCGUCCAGCAUCAGCAGCCUUGAGAAUAUUAGCAGUGAGGCAAUACAGUGUCUGGCCUUUGCUGAUUCUUAUAUAAGGAAAAAUGAUACCCAAAUGUCACCAACCCUAUGGGUAGGAACAAGUCUUGGGUCAGUCAUCCAAGUUAUGUUAGUUAUACCUCCAUUAGAAGGGCGUCUGUCUAAUCCUGCACAGGUUACUCCCAGUGGUAUGUACAAUUGGACGAUCUUUCGUCUGAAGGGUUCUGUUCUAGCAAUGUCUUUUCUGGACUGCAAUGGGGCACUCAUACCCUAUCAGUAUGAGUCCUGGAAGGAUGCCAACAAGGAAAAGAAGCUGGAACGUACUCCAACAAAAUCAUUGGUAGACAACAGAAUGUCACCAACUAACUCAGGAGAGCAGACUUGGGGAGACCGACAGUUUGUUGUGAUUGCAUCAGAGAAAGUGGCCAGAGUUGUUGCAUUACCUUCGCAGAACUGUGUAUAUAAGCAGAUCAUCACUGAGGUUUCUUUUGUUGUUAAGGCAGAAAUAAUUCAGAUUAAAGAUAGUGUAUGUCUAGUUUGUUAUGUUGCAACAGGACACCUUUCCGUGUUUAGUCUGCCCAGUCUUCGACAGCUGGUGUAUGUAGACUUCCUGCCUCUUGUUGAUCUUAGUUUUCAGACGAGGAAGACUGGCAUAGUUGAUCCUAUGCUGUCUAUUUGGGGUCAGCAAAUGUUCGUAAAUGAAGAUACUGACCAAAUUGCAAGGACUUUCUGCUUCACAAAUUAUGGUCAUGGGAUGUACCUGUGUUCUCCAACAGAAAUUCAGAAGUUUACUCUGGCCUCUGAUUUCUGCAAAGAUAUGCAAGAUCUUCUUGGGGAAUUAUUCCUUCCGUGCGAUAUGCCAGAGCCUCCAAAACAGAGCUUCUUCAAGGGGCUGUUUGGGGGCGGAGUCUCACAGUUAGAUCGGGAAGAACUCUUUGGUGAAGCAUCAGGAAAGGGAUCUCGCAGUGUGGCAAAGCACUUGCCUGGAUCAACAGCCCAGCUAGACGCUCUGAACAUCCGCGCUGGUACAGUUUCUGGGGAAAUUGCCAAAACCCGAAUGCAGUUGGUUGAACGAGGACAAAAGCUCGGAGAAUUGGAGGAAAGAACUGGAAGGAUGAUGACAGAAUCAGAGACAUUCUCCUCAACUGCACACCAGCUCAUGCAGAGGUACAAGGACAAGAAGUGGUACCAGCUAUGAAGUGACUAUCAGGUUGUUAUGGUGAUAUCAUGUACCAGUUAUAUAUUUCCCUAGCACUACAUCCUUCUCAUGAGAUGUAAGGGUAUAUGUGAUACAAAAUUAGGAGGGCACGUAGAGCGUCGCCCUUUGUCAACCUGCUGUAUACCAAAUACUUAUGGGAGGUUGAUGCAGACACUGGGGAGGUUGGGUGCCCAUUAGGAGAGGUGGUACUUGCCAUUACAGUCUUACUGUAAAUAUGGUUCUUGCAUUUAGACAUCAGCCCCACACCAUCAUUCAAGUUGUUACAGUAUUUAAGAGUAUCAGCAGGUACCUGAUACAAGUGUUAGGUGAUGCUACCCUUUAACUGUAGUUGGUGUGAUAUCAAGGUAUUAUGCUGUAGGAGAAAAAUUCCACAUUAGUGUGGGAAUUUCUUGAAGUUGUGGUGAUUGUAAAUAAGUAAAAUAUGUACAGGGAAACAGUCUUAUGAGAAUGAAUAUUGAGGAGUUAGUAGCUUGUAUUCCCAUGUGUUUUACUGGGUGUGACAUUAAUGGCCAAACUGCAUUGGGCAAAGUGCAUGGAGCUGCACUUACACAGUUACACCAAUUGGUUGUGAGCUCUUAAGAUUAUCAUUAGGUUUACUAUUCCUAAUGGUCUUUGAUCAAAUUUCCUCUUGUUCCUAUAUUCAAAUUUUGAAUUCUGUUUACCCUUUAAUUGGGCACAUGGAUAUUUUAGAUUCUUCUUCUUUGUAAGGUAUAAUCAAUAUUUGAUUUCAUAUGAUGAUCAGAAAUGCAGUACUCAGUGUUUGCUUUUGUAUACAGGGAGCACUGUUUCAUACUGUACUGACUGAAGUUAGUAUAACUUUGCCAUUGGGCUGAAAUCAGUCACUAGCACUGAAUACUAAGUACAGGAAUCCACUGUUGUUUUGUGAUAUUGUAAUGCAAUUGUUAUUGAUUGAUACACAAUGAGUGCAAAUGUGGAAUUGCUUCUAACUUUUAUAAAGUGAUCUUUGUGAAUUUGCCAAAAAUAUGUGUUUAGACCAAGGAUGCCCUAUAAUGCAUAAUUUUUGAAAAUGUUCUAUUUACUGAUAAUAUUUUAGCCAAAAAUUAUCUGAAAAAAUUUAGUUAUUUUAUAAGCUGUACAAGUAUUGAAAUAUGUGAUAUAUAGACUUUUUUUCAAAGUAGAUUGCUUUCCACUAAAAAUCAUUUAGGUAUUCUUUUUGCUUUCAAGUGAUUAAGAAAGUGUCUUAUGCUAAAUUACAAACAUGUUUGGUAACUACAGAUGAAAUAACAUUCAGUAUAUCAAUAUUCUAUAGCAUACUGACUGUAAAUGUAAUUAUUUUUCAUGUUGUGUAGAAAUUACAAACCUAGUUAUCUGUUUAAAUUACACUGUAUAUUGAUUGUACACAAAAAAUUUCAUUCUACGAAGGGUCGUCUGUAUUGGCACUGUCUCAACUUCAUUUUUAAAGCAAGUUUUUUCUUUGGAAUCGUGAACUUUAGUUAUUAUAUUUUUAAUGUAAACACUUUUGUAUCAUUAAAAAAAAAAAGAGAGAAAGAAAAGCAACCUUUCAGAAAUUAUAUUCAUGACCUGCGUGUCACUUCGUAGAUGCACAUGCAUAAGGGGGAGCCAGCCUCUGCUUUUCUAUCACAAUCUGGCUCAUGCAUCUGAUGAUUCAUCUGGGCUCUAUUACAUGAUUUCAAACAAGUUUCAAUUUAUGUAUGUAUGCGCCCCGUUGCUGACAAAUAUGCGGGUCCAUACCAAAAAAAUUGAAAUAACUAAGAGAACAUAAACCAGUCUAAUGCUAUGGUACAUGAGACUUUUCUACAUGGAGUGAGGCUAGCAUGGGUGGACGGACUAUUUAUCUGCUUGUUUUCUGAGAAAGCAUUCUUUUUGCCUUUUGAUUAAUAGCGGAUAGUCUUGGACUUUUCAUUUGGCUUGAGAAAUGUUAAUUUACACUUCGUAGUGACAAAUUGAAAGGACAUUUACUUAUCACAGUGUUUUGUAAAAUAUAAUAUCCAUGUUAAAUUCAUUAUCCACUCAGUAAUAGGUCAGAUUUAUGUAUCUUUUAUAUAUAUAUAUAUACAUAUAUGAAUAUGUAGAAAUAUAUUUAUGUAUACAAGGAUAUAGCCAUAUCCCAUUCUUUAAUGGCUUUUUGUAAAAGCUGAAAAAAAUAUGAUUGUAAUUUCUGUGAUUUAGUUUUACAACAGAAUUUUGAAGGAGAUGGAGGGUUCAACACCCCAAAAUACAGACACAACAACCAAUGCAUGUCAUCCGUGUUUGUGGAUCUUAAAAAGAAAAUAAACCUCAGUGUGAUCAACUUAACAGUAUACAGUUAUAAAGUAAAGUAUUUUUCUUUUUCAAAUCAUGAUGAUGAUUAAUACCCAUUCAUAUUACUGCAGAUAGAUAUUUAUGAAAUGCAUUACAUUUGACAUGGCUUUACUUUGUGUUUAUUAUAAUUACCAUUACAUUUUACAGUAGAAAAUACAGCAAGUGAGAGAAAUGAAAUAGAAA